This is a messenger RNA of Sphaerulina musiva SO2202, 2486 nucleotides long. Its product is annotated as Isochorismatase hydrolase. Gene Ontology annotation, biological process: DNA repair; DNA alkylation repair. The transcript is spliced from 2 exons. Bases 1 to 2367 code for a protein of 788 amino acids. The record is from RefSeq and is a predicted model, not a curated record. Gene Ontology annotation, cellular component: nucleus. Gene Ontology annotation, molecular function: dioxygenase activity. NCBI's taxonomy places the organism in Eukaryota, Fungi, Ascomycota, Dothideomycetes, Mycosphaerellales, Mycosphaerellaceae.
AUGUCGUUCCUCUCUGCUCUGCUGUCUCAGCAAACGCCCAACUUGCAGACCAGGAAGGGGUUGAUCGUGGUGGGCCUUCAGAAUGAUUUCAUUCUUCCAGACGGCAAGCUACCUGUCAAAGACGCCGCCUUUGUGAAUCGCAUCGGAAGCCUGGUUCCCGCCUUCCGCGAGCAUGGUGAAAUAAUAUGGGUACGAUCAGAAUUUCAGCAGACCAGACCAGUGAAUGGCGACGACACGCCGGGAGACAGAGUGAUUGCAGCUGGUUCGUUGGGCACUGGGCUUGACCGCCAGCGCUCGGGAGAUGUGCCAGCGGCGAACAAGAAAUACAAGUUCUCAGCAUCAUUUGAAAAGCCGGAAGCUGGGAAGGAGGAAGGCGAUGACGAAGAACUCUUCCUGUCCAGGACAUCCAAAAGAGAGCCAUGUUGCAUCAAAGGCAGCCAUGGCGCCGACUUUUCUGACCGCAUCAAGCCCUUGAUACAGCGAAAGGACCUACAGGUCGUCAAAUCGCAUUACUCGGCGUUUGCUGGAACCUCACUCCUCAUGACACUCCGCUCCAAGCUGAUCACGGAUGUCUACAUCUGUGGCUGUAUGACGAAUCUCUCAGUCUAUGCCACAGCCAUGGACGCAGCACGGUAUGGGAUCGAGAUUACCCUUGUUGAAGACUGUCUGGGCUACCGAAGGUUCGAUCGACACCAAAUGGCAGUUCAACAGCUCAAUCACUUCAUGAGCGCAAAUUUUUGGAAAUCUGCGAGAGUUCUCGCGCAGCUACUUGACCCCAGUCUGGAGUUUCCCAGCUCCGAUUCAGGAGCAAUAGAAGUAGUAGUAGAAGAGGAAGAUGAUGACGAUGACGAUGAUGAUGAUGAUGAAGACGAAGACGAAGAAGAACAAACAGAAGAACAGCAACAUAAAGGAGAAGAAGAAAAACAAGAAAAAGAAGCGACAGAAGGGAGUACAGUGAUGGGCGACAGGCGUUCCACGUUACUCCAGGCUCAAGCGGAUGUGCUCGAAGUGGAUAGUGACGAGCACAGCGACGAAGAGGUGUCCUUGCCCACCGUAGGUCUUCCCAGAAGGCUGCUUGAUCGAAUUUCCGAGCGAAGCUUUGCGACACGACUAUCGAGCAAAUACUCACCACGUGCAGCGCGACGACCCCGCAUCACUACCACUCAGUAUGCGACACCUGAAAGCCCUCGAUCUGACCCGCGGCACAACGACCCAGGACACGAGAGUGAAAAAGGUGCCAUUGAAUUUGGCAAACUCAAGUUCGCCACAGCCUCCGGUCACAGCCGCCUAAUCUCUACCCAUAGUGGCUCAUCCAGGCAAGUAUCCAGACUCCCAUGGCUCGAUAUUAUUCCGCCCAACUAUAAAUCAUCGCAAGACAUCGGUCCGCCGGCAUCAUCUCAUCAACAAGGCAGUCCAUGUGCACCCUCCCAGUCGACUGCUUCGCCUCCGUCAUCUGGUGGGAAGAAGCCGAAAGCCAUGUCUACGUGUUCCCAGAAGAGUAGGCCCCUCUUCGGCGAGGACAAGGUGGCGGAAAGCGCUGGAUCUCGUAUUCUGCAUGGACUCUUACCAGAGGAUGCAGCCGAGACUGCCUUUGAGGAUGUUCAAAGUGAGGUGAAGUGGCAGAGCAUGUUUCAUCAGACUGGCCCCGUCCCACGUCUCGUGAGCUGCCAGGCCACGAUAUGCGAUGACGGUAGCGUACCACUGUAUCGACAUCCGUCUGAUCAGACUCCAGAAGUGCAUGCAUGGACGCCAACAGUGGACCGGAUCCGAAAGGCAGCAGAACAGGUGGCUGGCCACCGUCUCAAUCAUGCACUCAUUCAAUUGUACCGCGAUGGCAACGACUUCAUUUCGGAGCAUUCCGACAAGACGUUGGACAUUGCUCCCGACAGCAACAUUGUGAAUGUCUCGAUGGGUGCGCAAAGGACGAUGCGCAUUCGAACGAAACGUGGAGCGGGAACAGGUAGUGGCAAUACUGCUGAAGCUCGCACGACAUAUCGUGUGCCUCUUCCACACAACAGCAUGGUCACCAUGUCGCUACAAACGAACGCCGAAUACCUACAUGCCAUCCCUUGGGACCGAAGACCCCCCUGCGAGCUUGUCGAAGCAGAGAAAGCAUUCGGAGGCCAGCGCAUCAGCUUGACGUUCCGAUGCAUUGCCACCUUCUUGAGCCAGGACCGCACCAUGAUUUGGGGUCAAGGCGCAGUGGGCAAAUCCAAGGAUACCGCGCGACGCGUCGUCCACGGCGAUCCGGAAGAAAGCCAGAAGUUGGUUGAUGCGUUCGGCAAGGAGAAUGCGGCUUCGAGCAUUGAGUGGAAGGAGAUAUACGGGAGUGGUAGCGAUGUGCUGCAUUUGAAGCAGCAGCAAUAACACCAACAUUGAAGCAAGCCUAGGAGGCACCUAGGCAAGGUAGGUAAGGUAUUAAACUAGUCUCACCGACAGAAGACUUAUUACGUCGCAAUAAUAAUAUAUCAACGAAUGCAAUCUCC